Messenger RNA from Synchiropus splendidus (mandarinfish), 1248 nucleotides. RefSeq names its product cAMP-regulated phosphoprotein 19-like. The record is from RefSeq and is a predicted model, not a curated record. Gene Ontology annotation, molecular function: protein phosphatase inhibitor activity. NCBI's taxonomy places the organism in Eukaryota, Metazoa, Chordata, Actinopteri, Syngnathiformes, Callionymidae. The transcript is spliced from 3 exons. The coding region runs from base 174 to 512 and encodes 112 amino acids. Gene Ontology annotation, cellular component: cytoplasm.
GGAUGUCCAGUUGCGCAAACAAAGACCACAUUGGUCUUCUAUGGGGAAGUAGUUUGAUCGGCGCUCGAUUAACUGACCUGUUACUGGACAGGCUGCACGACAAGCAUCACCCUCCUUGUUCGUGUGCAACCGUCGCCUGCGUUGUCGUCCUGUUCCCGAGCAGCGAAUAAAUAAUGUCUGUGGAAGACGUGGAAACGAGGGUCUCCGAGGAACCGCAGGAAAUGGAUGACCAAGUGAUCUGCCCUGAGAAAGCAGAGGAGGCUAAGCUGAAGGCCAGGUAUCUUAACAUUGGAACAAAGCCUGGUGGGUCAGACUUUUUCAGAAAACGACUUCAGAAAGGGCAAAAGUAUUUUGACUCUGGUGACUACAACAUGGCACAAGCGAGGAUGAAAAACAUGCAGUUGCCGUCAGCCAUGAAAGAGAAGGCCGAGAUCACCGGCGGUCACAUCCCAACCCCUCAGGACCUGCCUCAGAGAAAGACUUCAAUUGUGACAAGCAAACUAGCUGGUUGAUGGGUCCUACCGUUCUUUCCAAUCUCCUACUCUUAGCUUCCUUCUCUGUUGUUGUUUUUUCAAACUUAUUGAAUGACCUCUAUGAAGUAGUUAUGCACCAAAUAUACCUGAGUAAAUCUUUGAGCCUUUGGCAAAUUAAGCCCAAUAAAGAAGUGGAUCCAUCGCAGCUGCUUGCUGUAAAAAAUGUAAUACUUGAAAGUAUGAAUAGAUGUUAGUGUUAUUUCAUAUCUCUGUAUAACGCCUCUGAAACAGUAGUUUGAUAAAGCCAAGGGAACAUGGGUAUCUUCACUCUCUUUAUACGUGUAGUUAUUAUAAACCAUUACAUGCAAAAAAUGACUUUCAGUGGAAGCAUAGUACAUUUUGCCUUGAAAGAUGCCUAUAACUUUAAAAUUCCAAACAUUGACAUGUUUUGUCUGUCCUCUCUUUUACUCUGUAUUUCAUUUCCGUUCAUUGACUUAAAAUCUAGACAAACACAAUGUAGCUACUUGCAUUUUACUCACCCUCAAAGAACACUUGCUGCUGGUCAUCAUCUCACCUGACCUAUGAAACGGCCUUAAGAAGCACUACGUUUGUUGGCGAGUCUUGCGUUGUGACCUGUUAAGUCACUGUUCUGGUUUGACUGAAGUUUGGGAUUUUAAUUGAAAGAAAAUUCCUGGGAACGUGUCUGAAGUGUGCAUGAGCAUCUACUGUGCAGUCACAAUGUGCCAUUUGUUUUGUAAAUAAAGGUUUUGCACAA